Lampris incognitus (smalleye Pacific opah) is the source of this 5290-nucleotide messenger RNA. Its product is annotated as A disintegrin and metalloproteinase with thrombospondin motifs 2-like. Bases 788 to 5290 code for a protein of 1500 amino acids. The transcript has 21 exons. NCBI's taxonomy places the organism in Eukaryota, Metazoa, Chordata, Actinopteri, Lampriformes, Lampridae. Gene Ontology annotation, molecular function: metalloendopeptidase activity. The record is from RefSeq and is a predicted model, not a curated record. Gene Ontology annotation, biological process: extracellular matrix organization; proteolysis. Gene Ontology annotation, cellular component: extracellular matrix.
GAGAAGUUGAGUGAGAAAGCGAAAGAUAAAGAGAGGAGGGGAGUUGAGUGAGUGAGAGAGAGAGAGAGCGAGAGAGAGAGAGAGAGAGAGAGAGAGAGAGAGGAGAGGAGAGCGCCUUCUCUCCUGGUGCACUUGGCAGUUAGUUGCGGGCUGCUGUGCUGUUGCUGUCGUGGCGGUGUGGCUGGUCGCGCCAGGCGGGGGAACUUUACCACACUGGAGCCCGAAGUCCCACUCUCUCACCUGCGCAGUUCGGAGCUGCCAUGGGUCUAGCGCCUGGAUUUACUAUCUUCGUCCUCUUUCCGGCCUUUCUGCACACGGGCGGCCUUUACAUCGCCAGUAGCGUUGGCUCCCUGCAGCAUGUCCUGGGGGAGUAUGGACUGGUGAGGCCGAUCACCGUGGACGCAGAGGGCCGCUUCCUGUCGCAUGCCGUUUCAGCUGGCCGCACAGCCGGGGGGCAGCCCCGUAGGCGCUGGAGAAGGGAGGCUGGAGGUGGCGGAGGAGGAGGUAAUGACGAGCUGGAAGGACAGGGAGGAAUCAGGGAAGAGGAAGAGCGGGAAGCCCGACGUGACAAGCUUUACUACAACGUCACCGUCUUCGGCCGGGAGUUCCACCUGCGCCUGCGCCACAAUGCCAGGCUGGUGGCCCCCGGAGCCAAGAUGGAGUGGCGUGAUGACAGUGACAGCAUUCGGCGCUCUGAGCCACUGCAUGGCGACUGCCUGUAUGUGGGCGACGUCACUGACACGCCAGAGCCACUGUAGCUAUCAGCAACUGUGAUGGCCUGGCUGGUAUGAUCAGGACGGAGCAGGAGGAGUUUUUCAUCGAACCGGUGGAGAAGGGUGAGGGAGUGAUAGAGGAGGAGGAGGAGGAGGGAGGAGGGAGGACACACAUUGUCUACCGUUCCUCAGCCGUAAAGAACACGCCCAGCAGCAGCUCAGCGGCAGAAUACCAGUCCAGAGCAGCAGCAUCCCUGGGUGGUCUGAUGGACUUGGAGUCUCUGUACCAAGGCGUGGAGCGGAGUAUCAACCAGAGCAGGGCAGAGCGCAUCCGCAGACAGGUCCCUGACAGGGCUUACAACAUCGAGGUGCUGCUGGGCGUGGACGACUCCGUGGUCCAGUUUCAUGGCAAGGAGGACGUCCAGAAAUACUUGCUUACACUCAUGAACAUUGUGAAUGAGAUCUACCAUGACCAGUCUUUGGGAGCCAGGAUAAAUGUGGUGCUGGUGCGGAUUAUCAUGCUGGGCUAUGGAAAGUCUAUGAGUCUGAUUGAACUGGGAAACCCAUCUCAGAGUCUGGAGAAUGUGUGUCGUUGGGCAUUCCUGCAGCAGAAGAAGGACAAGGGGGAUGCCGAGCAUCAUGACCAUGCCAUCUUCCUCACGCGGCAGGAAUUUGGCCCCACUGGCAUGCAGGGUUACGCUCCAGUGACGGGUAUGUGCCAUCCGGUACGUAGCUGCACUUUAAACCAUGAGGAUGGAUUCUCCUCUGCCUUCGUGGUGGCACAUGAGACAGGACACGUGCUGGGGAUGGAGCACGACGGCCAAGGAAAUCUUUGUGGGGACGAGGUGCACAUGGGGAGCAUCAUGGCCCCACUGGUGCAGGCGGCCUUUCAUCGCUUCCACUGGUCUAAAUGUAGCAUGGAAGAGCUGAGACGCUUCCUCCAUUCCUAUGACUGCCUCCAUGAUGACCCAUUCGACCAUAACUGGCCAUCGCUGCCUCAACUUCCCGGCCUGCACUACUCCAUGAACGAGCAGUGUCGCUUUGACUUCGGUGUGGGCUACACAAUGUGCACCGCGUAUCGAACCUUUGACCCAUGUAAGCAGCUGUGGUGCAGCCACCCAGACAAUCCCUUCUUCUGCAAGACCAAGAAAGGACCGCCCAUCGAUGGCACUAUGUGUGGAAACGGGAAGCACUGCUUCAAAGGUCACUGCAUCUGGUUGACCUCUGACAUCAUCAAGCAGGACGGUAACUGGGGCUCCUGGAGUUCAUUCGGCCAGUGUUCUCACACCUGUGGUGGAGGAGUGCAGUUUCGUGAACGCAAUUGUGACAAUCCAAGACCAGCCAACGGAGGUCGCACCUGUGUGGGAGCAACCUACCAGUUUCAGAUGUGCAACACCGACGAGUGCGAGGGUAUCUACAGCGACACAAGAGAGGAACAGUGCCAGGCCUGGGACGCCCGCUUCGACUUCAACAACAACAAGCACCACUGGCUGCCUUAUGAACACCCAGAGACUAAUAAACGUUGCCAGCUACACUGCCGGUCCAAGGAGACGCGAGAUGUGGUGUAUAUGAAGAAGAUGGUCCUUGAUGGCACACGCUGCUCAUACAAGGACCCCUACAGCAUGUGCGUGCGUGGCGAGUGUGAGAAAGUAGGCUGUGAUGGAGUACUUGGCUCCUCCAAGCAGGAGGACAAGUGUGGUGUAUGUGAUGGAGACAACUCCAGCUGUAAAACCUUCAAAGACACCAUCACCCGCAUCGCCAAAAAGCAAGUGGUGAAGAACACCGCAUCAGGACUGAUCUUCUUGAAUGGGGGAAAUGAAUUCCCAGAAUCCCGUUCGGUGAUAGAAACGGGUGCCGAGUGGGAGUAUGAGAAUGAAAAUGAAAAAGAGACACUUCAGACAAUUGGUCCCCUCAGACAUGGAGUUCUUAUCAUGAUGCAGUUACACGGAGAUGAGGAUGUGAACUUGUCCUAUAAGUACAUAAUGAACAUGGACAGUGACUCGGCCAUUCAGGACAACAUGCUAGUGGAGGACAGUACCUACGAGUGGGCCCCUAAGAAAUGGUCCUAUUGUUCCAAGCCCUGCGGGGGAGGGAAGCAGUACCUGCGGUACGGCUGCAGAAGAAGAGUGGACGGUAAGAUGGUCCACAAGAGCUUCUGUAACAAGUCCAACUUGAAACGUCGAGAAGACACCAGAGAAUGCAACCAGAAACCCUGUCCUCCACCAAUCUGGGUUACGGGCGAGUGGCAGAACUGCAGUAAGCCAUGCGGGAAGACCGGCCAACAGAUUCGCUCAGUCAGCUGCGUUCAGCCUUGUGAGAACAACACCACACGCGCUAUCCACAGUAAACACUGCAACGAUGACCGGCCCGAGGCCCGAAGACCCUGCAACCGACACCCCUGCCCUGCCCAGUGGAGGGUAGGACCCUGGUCACAGUGCUCAGUGACAUGUGGUAAUGGGACCCAGCAGAGGCAGGCUCUAUGCCACACCAGGGACAACACCAUUGGCCUUUGUCUGGACAGUAAGCCUGACACCAUCAGAUUCUGUCGCCUGGAUCCAUGUCCCAAGGGCUCAUCAGACCUGAGCAAGAACGGCAACAUCCUGAUCCAGUGGCUGUCUCGUCCCAACCCCAACUUCCCCAUCCAGAAGAUCUCCUCACGCCAGCGUUGUCAUGGAGACCGCUCAGUGUUCUGUCGUAUGGAGGUGUUGAGGCGCUACUGCUCUCUGCCGGCCUACCAACGCAUGUGCUGCAAGUCCUGCAGCAAUGUCACCGUCACAGAGUCUCCCCCCAACUUCACAUCUACCCUCACCCCCAUCAGCUCCACCCAGCCCACGGUUACAGCUCAUCAACCCACCACCAGCCUCAUCUUUGGCUUCACCGCUACCCAGUCCAUAUCAACUAUACCCACCACCAAUUCGACCUCUACCACUCAUUCCUGGACUGCUUCUCAUCCAUUUGCCUCCACCACCCCACUUCCUUCAUCCACUCCUGGUGACACUGGCCUUUCUCAAAGAACGGCUAUUCAUCCACUGUCCACCAUCAUUCCUAGCAUCUCUACCGUCUUUUCCACCGUCCCUAUGGUAACAUCCCCAGCAACCACCACAAGUUUCAGCCUUAAAGCUCCUCCUCUGCCACUGCCCACACCACACACAGGGGAUGACAGCACACACACAUGGCAACGAAACAUAACACACAGUCCAACGAAAUCAAGUCCAAAAAACACCACACACACUCUGCCAAAAACUGGUACAAAAAAGACAACUCUGGCAAAACCUUCUGCCAAAAAAGAAACUGCAGAGAAAGCCAAGCCCAAAAAGGAUACUCUACCAAAGAAAAACCUCAAAAAAGUAAAUCCGCCAGACACAAAUCCAAAAAAGAAAACCCUACCAAAAAAUGCCACUAAAACUGUUAUUCCACCAAAAAAUGUUGCCAAAAAAGAAAGCCUGUCAAAAACUAGUCCCAAAAAGAAUACUCUACCAAAGACUCUCACUAAAAAGAUAACUCAAACAAAGACUACAUCCAGAAAAGACACAGCACCCAAAACUACUCCCAGAAAGAAUAUUUCACCAAAAGUCAGUCCUAAAAAGAACACAGAGUUAAAGACCAAGCUGACAAAAAACACUCCAAAGACCAACCCAAAAAAGGAUGGCCCCAAAGCAGGGCCCAAAAACACUCAGGCAAAGAUGAAUCAGAAAAAGACCAGUCCACCAAAGAAAAAUCCAAAACAGAAAGCUCUUUCAACAACCCCGACAUACUACUCCACAGCUUCUACUUAUUAUACAAGUCUAGAAUACUCAAGGGACUACCCGUCAGCUACAGCUCCGAGCUCGCCUUUCACGCAGUCAAGAAUCAACGUCACCAACAUCAGCAACGACACGGCAACUCCAAACGAUACUCCACACUGGUUCUAUGACAGUACAGACGCUGUGCCCACAACUCCCAGUGCAUUCACGCUUGAUGAUGUCAUGACACCAACCGGAACCAUUUAUUUUGAAGAUGUCACAAUUCCCAGUGGAGCUGUGCCCUAUGGUGACGUCACGGUGUCCAGCAGCGAUGAUGCCACAGUGACAAGUGGGACUAUCGUCAGCGAUUAUGACAUCACAAUGUCUGUGCCCUAUGUCGAUGUCACGGCAAUCAGCAAAACUGUCCUGCUAGAUGAUGACCUCACCAUGGUAAUCCCUACUGUCCUCAGAGAUGACAUGACAGAUCUGACCACCUCACCUUGGCUCGACAUGACAGAGUACAUCCCCGUUAGCAUCACCAUUCCCUUUACAACGUCACACCCGACCACAGCUCGACCUCCAACUUUCACAACCCCACCUGUGAAAGCCAUUCAAACAGCCACCACGUCAACACUACGGCCUCAGAGUGGAGCACAUGACACUGGCGAAAACAACUCUGUUGACAUCCCAUACAACCGGAUCAUUGGUGUGGACAAUGACAUCUCUCAGAACAACCUGAUCCCGAGACGCCGGGUCAAUCUCCGGGAGAGAACCAGGAACAAACGCAUUCAGGAGCUUCUCGAGGAGAAACGGAACUUUCUCCUCAGGAUGAAGAGAGGCCAGGCAGCACGAUAG